GAUACUUUAUUUGUUUGUUUACGCUAAUUUGCAGACGUCAACCGUGAGGUAGCACGACCUUCUACACUGUUUGGAUUCGCGUUGAGAUGGUGGGACACCUGAUUGUCCCGUUUUUGUUAGCAUACUUCUCCCUUAUUGAAGAUGUCUUAACUGCAGAAAAUAAUCCAGCAUUCAUUGGCUAUGUAACCGUUAAGGAUAAAAGUCACUUCCGCACAGUUUUCGAGAAGCAAAUCAACAGAUCACCGACCAACCCUUCUGAAUUAUAUUAUGCCAUUCUUGGCCUUCAUUCUCUUGGUGAGAAGAUACCAAAUAUAGAUGCAAUUUGUUCUGCACUAAACAAACCUAUCACGAAUCCAGACUUGGCUUUCUAUGCAAGUGUGGGCCAAAAGAUCUUGGGCUCCGCUAAAUGCAAGGUAUCAAUUCAAGAAGUCGAAAAACUAUCCAAACAGUUGUUGGCUCAAGAUAUAACGAUUGAAAACUUAUAUUUUGUAGUUUCAUCCAUGAAAAAUCUAGGAAUAAAAAUUGAUACUAAUCAGGUUACUGCAACAGUCAACAAACUGAAAGCUAAGGACAACACUCCAACAACGAUAGCUUUUAUUCUUCAAAUUCUUCCACAACUUGGCUUGACUAAGACAGUUAUGGAUGGUUAUGUGUCAGGUAUAAAUGAUAUCCUAGAUCAAGCGGAUGAAGUGAAUGGUAAUCAGCUAUUUUACGAAAAAGGCUUGUAUACAACAUCGUUGGUUGCGAAAGGUAUUGUGGAAUUCGUAAAUGCAUACGGAGAAGUCCCGAAAGCUGUAGAGGGUAAACUAGUCAAAUUGUUCAAUUAUCUUUAUGCACGACGUCAGGUCACAAAUACACGUGCUGCUGCACACAUGGUUGCUGCUUUCAAAGCAUUGGCUGAUAGUACUGUGAUGAUACCUAUUGUCGUUGAACCAUCAGUUAAUAUGAAUGAUGAAUUGAGUUUAGCUAUCCCAUCAGAGUUUUCAGUCGAUCGAAUAAAUCCCAAUCUUAAUUUACGCUUGAAACAUCUAUGGACUGGUGUUUAUAUUAAGCCUAGUGAAUUCACGCUUAAAGCUCAUGGUCUUUAUAAUCUUGUUAACAAGAAAAUUGAUGAAAAUCAAGUUCUAGUUGGACCAGCUGAUCGUGGAGAUUUUAAACAAGAUGAUAAAAACAAUAUAUACCAAGUUUCUUUGCUUCCUGAUCCGAAAUCAACUGCUCCACCGUCACCAGGAUAUUAUGCAUUAGAAAUUAGUGCAAUCAGUAAAAAGGCUGGUGAUCGUCGUAAACUUCUAGGAUUAACUAAUGUCCAGGUUCCUUUGCGAGUAAUUACUGAAGCUAAGGUUGCUCAGACUACUGUAACAAUAAUGGACACUGCUCAUGAACGUCAUAUUGCUGAUAUCAGUUUAACACCUGGUCAAACACAUAAAGCAUCAACAGCUUCCGGUGCUAUCAGCUUAGAUGUUGGCCAACAAAUAACACUAGAUCUACAUCUUACAGACGGUAGUAGCAGUCAAGCCCAGUUGACAGCUCAUCAGGUGUUUGUUCAGUUAACUCAUCAAAAAACUCUACAAGCAAUUACUUAUACAUGCAGUGAAAUAAUUAAAGACAAACAGACUGGAAAGAAAACUUAUCAACUAUUCCUUGAUCCAGAUGCAUCUGCAGCUGAAUUCGACUACCUUUCAGGAGUAUAUAAAGCAGAAUUAAUUGUUGGCGAUUCAUUGAUUAAAACUCCAUUGAUUUGGCAUAUGUUUGAUUUAGAUCUUCAUUUCGUUGGUGAAGCUGGUGAAGAAACCAAGCGUCGUAUUGCUCAAGCUACUGAUGUUUCACGUCAACAAUCAUCAUCACCGGCUGCAUUGAAACGUGCCUCCAAUCCAAAUGCUAUCAUCGGUGCUGGACCGACAUCAGCAAAACCAGAAAUUGAACAUAUGUUCCGUGAACCAGAGAAAAGAGCUCCACCAUUUUUAGCUUUAUCAUUUACUGUUCUGUGUUUACUUCCAUUACUUGGAUUACUUAUUGCUUGGAUGGUUAUCGGCUUCAAUGUGUCCAACUUCAAAAUUUCACUAUCAAAUAUUGUUUUCCAUGCUGGUUUAAUAUCUAUUUGCUACCUCUACUUUGUCUAUUGGUGUCGAUUGGAUAUGUUUACAACUCUGGGUUAUCUGAGUAUAUUAGGUGUACCGACAUUCUUAGCUGGUAAUUCAGUACUUCGAGCACAAGUUAUGGCGAAACAAACCGCCGCUGCUUCUGGCUCUGCUGCUGCUGCUACAAAUGUGAAAAAGUGAUUGAAACACGUGAUGACAAUUUUGCCACUGUCAUUAUUGUCAUUAUCUUCUCUAUCCCGUGUUCAUUUUCUUUUCUUUUUUUCCUUCUUGUGUGUUCAUAUUAGUUUUUAAUAUUUUGUUCAUUUUAAUAAUUGACAGUCGUCAUGGCACUUUUAUGUGCGUGCGUGCACGCGUGCCUGCGUGUGUGUGUAUGCAUAUGAGCUUUUAUAGGCGUUUGUGUGUGUGUGUGUACAAUAAAAAACAAAUACUUAUCGUGUUU
Trichobilharzia szidati is the source of this 2538-nucleotide messenger RNA. NCBI's taxonomy places the organism in Eukaryota, Metazoa, Platyhelminthes, Trematoda, Strigeidida, Schistosomatidae. The record is from the annotation of a GenBank genome assembly.